Messenger RNA from Ornithodoros turicata, 2087 nucleotides. RefSeq lists its product as uncharacterized. Lineage: Eukaryota; Metazoa; Arthropoda; Arachnida; Ixodida; Argasidae. The coding region runs from base 875 to 2008 and encodes 377 amino acids. The transcript has 3 exons. The record is from RefSeq and is a predicted model, not a curated record.
UAUCUUGCGUACAGCAACAGUAAGAAUAAGGACAGCACACUGGGAGCUGUAACGCUUCUCGUGUCAGCUGGGGUGAAGUUCAGAAUCUCGGCCGUAGUUUCUGACUGGUUAGAUGUGCAGGAUUGGGGCCAACAACACAUUCGACUUUAUGAGCUUCUCCAAUAUGUGCUAUACCGUUAAACAUUUAUUAUUUCUGUGCCCCUUGUGGUGUGGUGCCGUGCGUGACUGUGUCAGGUUAUAGCGUGCAUCUUCACAUGACGACUUUGUUGUUGUUGUUAUCUGUGUAUGACAUAAUUUAUAGUUGCCUGGGCAGUAGUGCAUUGUCAUUAGCUUGUUACGCUUGACUUAACAGUCGUGUUACUCACCAUGCAUGCUAUGCAGCAUAUUAAAUUGGUGUCGCGUUGCACAGGAAUGCUGCACUCGCUUAUAAGUAGGGUUCUGAUUUUUCGGUGUUUUCGUUUUUGCAAGGCAUGGGGUGUUUAGCAGAGUUUUCAAUUUCCAGAAAAUUUGGCGUUGUUCGGAGCUUCCAUUCUUUGAAACAUCCGAAAACACCACAGUUUCCAGUAACUGAAAACUGGUUAACAGCCCUGAGUUUUGCAAACUGAAACACCGAAAAGUCUGAACCCUAAUUGUAAGACACACUUCGUAUGCACAUAGAUGCUGUUAACAUGUUACCUCUGCUGCGGUACUUGCUGUUUUCUGAGGGCCUAAACUGUAAAUUGCUAGCUUUAAUUGAAGCAAAAUUAACUUUGCACUGCCUCCAACGUGAUCGGUGAAUAUGAAUUCGUGGUUAAUUUUUGCCACCAUACGUGAAAUGCAGUAAUCAAAGAACGCACUACGGGAGGCUGGGUGAACCUACAGCCCUAAUAGGAUUAUGUAUGGGUUCUCCCUCUGUAAUCUAAUAACUUGGCAUUGGGACAACAGAGCCACUGAAGGAGUUCUCCCCCCCUUUCUUGGUAGCCUGCGUUUAUUCGCAGAGCAGGGUAUUGUAUCGUUGAUUCCCCGUUUGCCGUGCUUUAUCGUUCUUGGUUGUCACCAGUUUCCAAGAAGCAAAAGAAACGUGGAAAGAAGCGUUCAAAAAAUUAGUUUCCAGUUACUGCAUGACGGACAGAGAGUCAAUAAACACUGCUUACUUCUAAAAGCAAAAGCAAACGCAAAGGAUUCAUAUUUUUUUCGUUCUCCUCUCAGCUUCACUUUUGCACUCACGCAGAAACCAUAUUUCUGCACGGUUGUCAUUUCUCACACCACCUCGAUCACACUAAUACACUGUGCCUUCCAAAGUAAUCCGACAAAAAUGGCUGAUGGCACAGACAUAAGGGGAUCUGCCGAAGAAGCAGCUAAGGCACUCGAAAGUUUCACAAAUGCAAUAUCUGAUGAUAUCCCCGAAUCGCGUACUUCAAGUCGGUCCGUGCCGUCUGCGCCGAUUGAAGGCACCGAAGUAGCGGCACGAUCCCCCACAGCAGAUGAUCCUGCCCUGAUGCCUGGGAGCGAGCCAGUUUUUGAUGGUACCAAUGUUGAUGCUGAGAAUGAAAGUGAUACGGAUGAGGAGGUUUUAAGUGGGAAUGAAGAAACGCAAAAAGUUAAAGUUGCACAAAAUGCAUCAAACCAGCUUGCAGUUGCGGAGAGGGACGAAGAGGGAUCCACGGACAUUGAAAGCCGUUCAGAUAAUGAAGGAAUGGAUCAGGACAACAGCAAUUCUAAAGGAGCAAAUAGAGCUCCUUUGAUGCAGAAGCAGAGGACCUUACUGGCAGAAGAAACUCUGAUGGACACGUUGUCACUGGUAGCCACAGAAACAGAUGAAGAAACAUUGCUUGUACAGGAACCUAAAGAACCUUCUAACCAUACGAGAAUGCCGCAGCUGCACUUCCCAAAGACUGGAAUUGCAAAUAAUUCCAGUGGGAUCACUCGUAGAUUGGGGCACCGCAGACAGAAAUCACAUUCGCAACCUGCAACUCCAUUAGGACUUCGCUCUCGUGAAGACGGCCUCCGCAGUCCGAGUCUUUCGUAGCCUCGACUCUGCCCUUCCACAAGCGCCAGCUUCUAAAGUAAUCGUGACCAAGUCAAAGAUCGGGAACAAGGUAGACAAG